UUGCCGUAGUCAUACACGAACACUUAAAAAUCUCAGUAUUGCAGUCACAGAUCUCAGAAACCCUUCCCGGCAUCAAAAUGCAGCGUCAGCGCUCAGGUUCCGAUGAAAGAAUUCACAUAGUGACUCUAGACGUGCGAAAUUACAGCCCUGACGAGGUCAGUCUACGAGUUGAGGGGGACAUCUUAGUCGUGAAGGCUAAACAUUACUCCGACGGGAACUUUGGUUUUGAGCGCAGUGAGUUCCAGCGAACUUAUCCCGUCCCGCAAGAUGCAGAUCCCGCUAGCAUUACAUCAAAAAUAUCCAAGGAUGGUUAUCUGACUAUUGAAGCCACUAGAAAAAUUGUCAAGACAGAAGACGAUUUUCCGCUCGGAGGGUUUGAAACGCGCGCGGGAGAGGUAGCCCGAAUCGAUGAGAAGAAAUUCAGUGUUUUGUUAGAUGUGACAAACUUCGCGCCCGAGGAGAUCAAAGUGAAAGUUGUUGGCAAUGAAUUGACCGUUAGCGCAUCACACGAAUCCGAAACAGAGGGACAUUACACUUCCCAGAAGUUUAAUCGUCAAUUCGUUUUGCCCAAAGACGUCGACAUGAAUUCUGUCGUGUCGCGUCUCACUGAUGAAGGAAAACUUCUGGUCGAAGCCGAAAGGCAAGCAUUGCCUCCCCCUAAGGAGAGAUUUAUCAGCAUUGAGAAGGGAAAAAAGGACUGAGGUGAACAGAAACAGUGCUGUAUGAGCUGACAUUGAGCGCCAUGAACUUAUUACUUUUUCGUCAAUUGAUAAAUUGUGAACAGAAAGGUUUAAGUAACAAGAUAAUUUUUCAGUCUCCUAAACGAUGUGUGGAGCUAGCAUAAGUGUAUUUUGUAAUUUAGAGGAUUAGAUCACUAUUUCAGAGAAAAAUAGAUGAAAAUUUCUUCAGCCUCUGUUCACUAUCUGUGAGAAAACGGGGGUGGGUGGGAAGAAUGAAGGAAACGCGUGAUACACAACAAGGAAAAGCCAACACAGGGAACAGAGGUCUGCGCAAGUGUGAAAGUCGUAAUGACUUGGAUCAUGACUAAGAGAUGAGCUUUCAGGCUCUAAGAACCAA
Molecule: messenger RNA, 1077 nt
Organism: Pocillopora damicornis (cauliflower coral)
Lineage: Eukaryota; Metazoa; Cnidaria; Anthozoa; Scleractinia; Pocilloporidae
Product: protein lethal(2)essential for life
Biological process (GO): protein refolding; response to heat
Cellular component (GO): nucleus; cytoplasm
Source: RefSeq, a predicted model, not a curated record